Messenger RNA from Saccostrea cuccullata (small rock oyster), 1056 nucleotides. RefSeq names its product interferon-induced protein 44-like. The coding region runs from base 1 to 939 and encodes 312 amino acids. The record is from RefSeq and is a predicted model, not a curated record. Gene Ontology annotation, biological process: immune response. The transcript is spliced from 7 exons. Lineage: Eukaryota; Metazoa; Mollusca; Bivalvia; Ostreida; Ostreidae.
AUGGGAAAUAUUCUCUCCACCGGUUAUGGAGCUGAAAAUACACAGCCUCAAUACGAAGUUAAACGUGACGAAGGUCCACCACCUCUGAGAACAAGACCUUGGAGAAACUUUGACUGGCGAGAAAAAGACGAGUUGUUAGCUGAAGUAUCUAAUUUUCGGAUUAAGGGCGGAGUGAAAUAUCUAAACUGCAUGUUACUUGGCCAAGCUGCUUCUGGAAAAACCUCAUUUUUCAAUUCAUGUGCUACAGCCCUAAAGGAUGAAAAAAGAGUUCUGGCUCCGCUAGCAGUCUAUAAGCCAUCUGGAAGCAGUGUUACCUCAACUUUUGAGACCCACCCAUUAUUUACAAAGGAUGACAAAAUAUUGCCACUAAGAAUAUUUGAUUGUCGUGGUCUGCACAAUGUAAGUGGAGUGACGCCAGAGGAUGUUCAAUUAAUGGUUAAAGGCCAUGUCAAAAGUGGAUAUCAGAUAAACCCAGUUGCAUCAAUACAAAGCGACCAUGCAAAAUAUCGAUCUCAGCCAAAUAUAGGGGACAAGAUCCAUUGUCUCAUAUACGUUGUUAACGCUGACAAUCCACAGUCAGCGUUGGCUGAUGAAUCAGCUGUAGAAAUAUUUAAAAGAAUGCGAGAACUAUUGGCACCAUUAAAUGUGCCACAGCUUGUUUUGAUGAACAAGGUCGACAGGCUCCGGGCCUCGUUGUCAGAUGACAUUUCUCAGCUCUUCAGAAGUGAAGAGGUAUAUAGAAAGUUUAAAGUCGUUGCUGAUUUCAUGCAGCUUCCUGAUAUGAAUGUUUUACCGAUGUCUAAUUACCAUGAUGAGACUAACCCUGAUCCAAAAAAAGAUGUACUAGCAUUGUCAAAUCUAAAAAUGAUGAUGGACAGAGCUAACGAUUUUUUGCAGAGACAAGACACAAGCAGUGCACCCGAAGAUUUUUAUGAUUGAUUAGAAACAAAUGAAAAGAUUAUUGCUUUGCAAAAAAUGUAACAAAACUGUCAGAUAAGACAGAAAACUUUAUACAUGUCUGAAAAUAAAAGACUUAUAUUUGUUUAUGUUGUUAUU